Molecule: messenger RNA, 396 nt
Organism: Vicia faba (fava bean)
Lineage: Eukaryota; Viridiplantae; Streptophyta; Magnoliopsida; Fabales; Fabaceae
Source: the annotation of a GenBank genome assembly
AUGGGGCCGGUGCAUGGCGAACAGAACGGUUCAUCAAGCCAUUUAUCGCCUCAAACCCCUAAACUAAAUAGGAAGAGAGCUUUGUUAGUAGUGGUCGUGCCCGCUUUCCCAUCGCUAGAGCCUUUUCCCAGUGCGCGGAGACCCAACGAGGAGGGUGGCGGGAAGAAGAUAAGAAAACGCGAAGCGUUCUAUUGGUUUCCCAACUUGUUGCUUCUAAAGGCUGCCCUCUCUCGGCUGGAUGUUUGUCCAGCCUACUACGAGGAUCCCGCCUUUCCUUCACGGGCUUACUUAGUGCUUGUGCUAAGGAGCAAUAAAACGGAUGCGCUAAGGUUGACGCUCGACCCAAACAAGCAACGGCGAGCCCCUAUCAGAGAAAGCCUUGGUCAAGCGCGCUAG